Molecule: messenger RNA, 972 nt
Organism: Lodderomyces oxycetoniae
Lineage: Eukaryota; Fungi; Ascomycota; Pichiomycetes; Serinales; Debaryomycetaceae
Product: mitochondrial 37S ribosomal protein uS15m
Exons: 1
Coding region: 1-972 (323 amino acids)
Biological process (GO): translation
Cellular component (GO): ribosome
Molecular function (GO): structural constituent of ribosome
Source: RefSeq, a predicted model, not a curated record
AUGCUAAGAUUCUUUACACGGCCUUUCUCGAUAGGGCGACCUUUUUUACUCAAGGAUGUUCAAAUUCCCGAGGUUAAACUAUCACCGAAACUUGCAGCUAAGCAGUUUAUAGGAUCCGAUGUGUCUUUCAAUAGGGAAAGAAGACUAAGAAGAAAAGAGAGAAGAAUGAAGAAACAGAUUAUUCGCGAUGUUAAUACGUUGAAACAGUAUGAUAUCAAAAACGUGCCAUUCCAAGUUGACCCGGUUUUGGGUGACCCUCGUAGCACUUUUAUGCCUAGAGUAUUGCAGAAAGUUGAAAAUCUGGAGUAUAAGUUGGCAUAUGGAAUCGACCGUGUUGAAUUAGAAAAGGUUUUAUACGCACAAGAGAAGUUACUACUCGAAAAAGCAGCAGACAACGAGGAGCUCCGUCAAGAUGUAGAGAAAAGUGGCAAAGAGAAAAAGAAUGCUGUUUUAACUAUUUUGAACUUGAGAAACACAAAUUCCCAAGAUAAAAAAAAAAUGGCAAUUCAAUAUGCUCGAGAAGAGGUGCAAAGAUAUGAUGGCGAUACUGCAUCUCCUGAAGUUCAAGCAGCUAUAUUGACAGUAAAAAUUCAUUUCGGAAUGGAUCAUGUCAAGGCCAACAAAAACGAUCAUGCUUCAAGGCAAUUGGUUAGAGAGUUGGUGCAAUAUAGGCAAAAGCUUUUGAGAUAUUUGAAAGAAAAGAAUCCAGAGAGAUAUUAUUAUGCCUUGGCCAAAUUAGGAUUAACAGAUGAUGUGGUUGUGAGAGAGUUUUCAAUGGGAAAGCAAUAUUUGCAAGAUUACAAAAUUUGGGGUGACAAAGUCUUGGUGAAGGAAACCGCUAGUAUGAAGAGGAAAAACAUGAGACUCAAGAACCUCAAAGACAAGGUUAACGAAUAUCACCAAUUGGCAAAGAAAAACUUUGAAAUCUUGAACCGAGAGAAGCAAAAAACAACCACUAGAUCAUCAAAGUGA